AUGUCGGAUCCUGGUGUCGGUCCUGGUGUUAUGUGUGCUGUUUUUGAACAUGCUCUCACUGACAUGUGUGAGGAUGCCAAGCUGUGCAGACGACGGGAUGGUCACGCUGGUUACUUCAAUCUCAACACCACCAGUGUAGUCUGCACUCCUCACCAUCAAGCAGAUAAUGAGGCAUUCGGCUUUCUUGCUGCUGCUCAUCUCUUCCUUACUGGACAUGGGCCGCACCCCCUCUCCCCUGCCAUCAUCAUAUUUUGUAUUGCAGGUUAUGAUGGGCUUUUUGAUCUUGAACUUAUAGGUCAGGUGCUUCCUGAUUCUAUGGGGCUACUGAAAAAAUGGGCAUUGACUGUUCCUGCCACCACCGAAAUUUUUAUUGGAUCAGACAUUACAACACUCGGCAUUGAUCACCUUGAUGCAAGUCCAUCUGAGAUCCUGGAAGCUGUAUCAAAUGACAGGUGGCGCUCACUUACAGAAGCAUUCUACUCUGCUAUAUUAUUUGGAGACAUGGGCGCUGCAACAUCCUCAGCAAUGACCAACUUUAAACAAGGAUUUAAUAUCCGUGUCUCUGACACACAAAGCCUGUGUGAUACACUCUGUGAUUGUUAUAAGACCAUUCUCCCUGGUUGCUAUGGGAGAAUGAUUCGAGGUCCUACGUGUGUUAUAAGCAAGAUUGCCUUUAGGAGCGCAUCAUCCAAUAUCGAUCGGAGAUAUUCCAGCACCUCAACUCCCGAGGACUCUCUUGCGAUCUCACGACAGUUGCAGGCCAUACAACCCACCAAUUUUAUGGCUGAAUCUGAGCGAAACAAGGACAAGGACGACCCAACUCUUCGUUCAUGUCUCUUUAUGAGAUUUUGCACAGGGUCGCAAUUGAUGCCUCAUAGAAAAUACUGGGAGAUAAAGCUUUCAUUCGUCUCAGACCUCCUGGACACAAAAGCUCACUUUAUUCUGCAGAAUGCAUCUUCUGAUUGGAAGCCUGAGCCCUUACCACUGUUUGCACAUACGUGCACAGGUGACAUUGAGGUUGCCUUGAAUUCCACCCUCAUCAAGUAUAUCACUGAAGCGCUACCACCUAAUGAUGAUGGAAGGCUGGUCACAUGGUUUGAUGUUUGGAUCCAUUCAAAUUUGAUGUGA
Molecule: messenger RNA, 1128 nt
Organism: Suillus discolor
Lineage: Eukaryota; Fungi; Basidiomycota; Agaricomycetes; Boletales; Suillaceae
Exons: 7
Coding region: 1-1128 (375 amino acids)
Source: RefSeq, a predicted model, not a curated record